This is a messenger RNA of Thalassophryne amazonica, 3932 nucleotides long. Its product is annotated as centrosomal protein of 85 kDa-like. Gene Ontology annotation, cellular component: centrosome. NCBI's taxonomy places the organism in Eukaryota, Metazoa, Chordata, Actinopteri, Batrachoidiformes, Batrachoididae. The record is from RefSeq and is a predicted model, not a curated record.
GUUAGCGGCAGCGGCAGUGGCAGUGGAUGGUGAAGAUUUGGCUUUGGUUAUCAUCUUAAAACUGAGAUUUAUUGCUGUAUUCUUUUAACGAAAGCCUCGUGACAUUGUGUUGAAUGGAAUGACCACCUCACAGAGAUGCAUUGAAUCCAAACCAUCAGCUCGGUUUGCUGACAUGGAGUGGCAGACGCCAGCUGUGACAGAGAAGUUCCAAAGCCGUUUUGGCCACCGACCAGGAACGGCGGACAGCGGAGACACUGGUCUUGGGACUUCAGCAUCUGACAGUGCAGAAGAUUUCUGCAGUUCAAGCAGCAGCCCCUCUUUCCAGCCCAUCCGCAGUCAAAUCCCAAUUCCCACUGCACAUGUCAUGCCAUCCACGGCCGGAGCCCCGGCCUCUAAGCCCCAUCCAUCUGUCCAGGAUGAGUCCCAGGUCUCUGAGGUCCAUAGGAAUUCCUCUGGUUCCAGAACACCAAGUGGUUUCGACUUCAAAGUCUUCGUCGUCUCCAAAUCGGCAUCUUCGCCCAACUUGGACGGCCCCACAGGUGUGGGCGGAGAUCCUGUGGGGCCAAAGUCCAGACUGUUUGAGCCGAUACCCGCAGCCCUCGUCAACGGACUGGACCACUCGCUUUUCCCGACAGACCACACGCGGGUGGAUGAGGGCCAGAGGUUUGACACUCCUGUUGUGGAACCUACGCUAAAUCAGCAGCCCUGCUUAGGGGGGAUAUGCUCUGAUCUCAGACUCCGAUUACAGAUGACUGGGCUGAGAGAGACUGUAGACUGUGUGUCAGAGGCCUACAGAGGAGGUAUGGAACACAGCUAUAAGGUUCUGCCUGAGACUAGGCCUGGAGUUCCCAGUACCGCUGAGCCGUCUAAUCAGAGAGGCAGUCCUCAUUGUGGGGUUGGAUCAGCUGGAAUAUAUGCAAGUCCUUUCAGCCUGACGCAGACGCAGACUUUGCUGAGGGAACAUGCAGGAACCAAGAGUUAUGACCCAUUGUGUCAGGAACGAUGCAGCGAACUCCCCAGCUGGCAGCAGCAACAUAAGCAGCAGCUGGAUAAUUUGCACCUGCAGGUAGAACAAAUGCUGUUGAUGAGUACUGGAGCUGGUCAGUAUCCUUUGUAUUCCUCUGUUCACCCAGCCAGUGAAAGUCUGCUGAAAGAGAAGGAUCUUAUUAUCGAGAGACAACAGCAGCAUAUGACCCAGUUGGAGCAGCGUCUGAGGGAAAGUGAACUGCAAGUCCACGGCACCCUCUUGGGUCGAGGAGCUUCUUAUGGAGACAUGUACAUGCUCAGGCUGCAGGAAGCUCAGAGGGAGAACGCGUUCCUGAGGGCCCAGUUUGCCGAGCGCACAGAUUGUGCUGUGCUGGAGAAAGUGGAAGCCGAGCGCAGACUGGGAGCCUUGGAGGCCGAGACUCGCCGAUUGACUGACAGCCUAAAGGAGAGCAGUGACAGGCAUGCAGAGGAGAUGAAGAAACAAGAAGAGAGGAUGCGCAGUCGAGACAAACACAUCAACAAUUUGAAAAAAAAGUGUCAGAAGGAGGCAGAACUGAAUCGAGAGAAGCAGCAGCGUAUUGAGACUCUGGAGCGUUACUUAGCCGACCUGCCAACCUUGGAGGACUACCAGAGCCAGAACAAACAGCUCCUGGAGGCUGAACAGCAGGCAGUUGUGCUUCAAGAACGAGUAAAAGAACUGGAAGAUCGUCUGGAGACGAUGCGCGCUCAACUACAUGAGAAAGACACACAGCUGGAGGAGCAGAAACGCAGAGAGAGAGACCUGUUGACCACAGUUACUGAUAUGCAGCAGCGGGUGCAGCAAGGCCUUGAGGAUGGAGCCAGACUGCCUUCAUUGGAUGUUGAGAAGCUUAGAGGAGAGAAUAUGGUUUUGAGAGAAGAGCAGCAGCGACUCAAAAAGGUUAUUGAGAAGCAACACAGGAUGAUGGAACAGCUUGGCUCCCAGAUCCAGAAUCUGGAGGAGCAGAUGUCCCGAGAGGAGAGCACCUCCCACGCUCUCAGACAAGAGGUUUUAGCCAAAGAACAGAAUAUGUUAGAGCUCCACAAGGCCAUAAAGGAGCUGUCUGCACAGAACCAGGACCUGAUGGAGCAGAAUCUCACCCUGCAGGACCAGUUGAGUACUCCGGAGCACAGGAGGGCUAACCAGGCCUCCUCUGCUCUGCAGCCAACAGGGGCUCAUCUCACACAGAGGCUCCAUGUGGAGAUUGCUUCCUGCCUCAGCGACCUGCGCUCACUGUGCAGCAUUCUAACCCAGAGAGCUCAGGGGCAAGAUCCCAACCUCUCCCUGCUGCUGGGGCUCACAACACCUCCACCAGUGGCUGAGCAGUUCGAGGACUGGAUGGAUCCAGAGGUCCUGCAGAAGAAGCUGGUUGAAGCUCAGCAGCUCCGGCGAGAUGUGGAGGAACUACGCAAUGUGAUAUUGGAUCGAUACGCUCAGGAUAUGGGAGAAAACUGCAUUACCCAAUAACCUCGUCACCUGGAUGACAGGUGAAACCAGCAUCCGUCCAUUUCACCUGCAAACCGUCUCAGACUGAUCAUGCAUGCACAGUUACGGAAUGUCAGAAAGAGGACUGAAUAUUAACUGACUUAAAAUGGGGACAGAGAAAAGCUCAGAUGCUUUCUUUUCUACUUCCUGCAGCCCGCCUUUAGCUGAGAACCUUCCCGUCCUCUGCAAGUCCGUCUAUUUCUGUCCAAGGGCUGAAAAUAUCUUACCUCCGAUACUUGAUCCUUAAGCGACGUGUGUUUUAAUAACGAUGAUGUGAUACUGUCGGCUACCAAACAGUCUUAUACUAUAUAUAUUUUUUGUUCUUGUUUAUUCUAGUGGAUUUUUGUGUUGCUGACCCACAAAAAUAACUUAUUUAAAUUUGUUUUCCCUCUAGAGGGGAAUAAUGCAAGAUGUGGUUGACAAUCAACUGAAACUGUGUGUUUGUGUGUGUACGUGUCCGUGUUUAUGUGAGGUUUUUGGAGAAAUGUUAGGAAUUUGCCAUCAUUUGAGAAUGGUGAACACUGUAACAUUAGAAACUGCUGUGAGCUACGAGAGCGAACAACCAAAUCAGCAUCUGUCAGGCCUGAAACUGUUUAACUACCAAAGAUUCUCACGCUGAAGCAGUUACGUGAGUCUGAAUGUUUGUGCUUGUUUGAAUGAACACCAACAUGUGCCUUUUUUGUCAGUUUUUUUGUUUUGUGUUGUUUUUGUUUUGGUCACACAUGCAACAAUGCUAACUCAUUAGAAACCAGCCGCAAAGCGUACAGCAGCAGACCAGAAUACAUUCCCUGACUCUGAAUGUAGCGGUUAACUUUGGGCCAUGUUGCAGUUUGAAGAGGCCCUUACUGUUUGUUUUUAAUUCAUCAUUCUGGAUAAUCUCAAAAAUAAUAUGACCGAUGUAGAUGAGUAAACUCACAGUACUUUGUACAUUUCAGGUUAAUAAUAGAAAACUAAUUCAGCAGGUUUAAUAUAUGACUGAGAAACAGUGUUAACCUUUGCUGUGUAUUUUUUUUUUUUUCUGCGUCGUUUUUGUGAAAGCAUUCUGGGUCCUCCCGAUGUGUAGCUGUAAUAAUAUUCUAACGUCCCUCAAACCUGUUGUCAAGUGUGCAAAGGUCCCAUGAAGUGGUUUGAGAUUUUAACGUCUGCAUUUUGUUUUUUGUUUUUUUUUUGGGUCCACCAACAUGAAGCACUCAGUGUCUGUCCCAUAUUUAAUGGCAGGAGAAUUUGGGAGGGGCCGCUUUAAUCCCAGAGGGGUGAGGCUGAUAUUCUUUUCAGUAUAGGACCUUUAAACUAGAUUAGCACAAGAGUUGUUGUUAGAAAGUCAGGAUCCGCAUGCCUUAACAUCUCAAAUGUUUUGCUAAAGGGAAAAGAUGUUUAUAUUUUCAUACUUUGGUUAUUCUUUGUAUUUGGAUAUUUUAGAAAUAAAAAGUUAUGACCUUCA